Messenger RNA from Funneliformis caledonium, 198 nucleotides. NCBI's taxonomy places the organism in Eukaryota, Fungi, Glomeromycota, Glomeromycetes, Glomerales, Glomeraceae. The record is from the annotation of a GenBank genome assembly.
AUGGGUCGUAAAAACGCUAAAAAAAAUCUUAAAUCUCGUACAUUAAAAAGUUUUUCUAAACAAAAAAUAAGAAAAAAAUUAAGAGAUUUAUGUGCCGCUGAAGCCGAAAAUCGCGAAAAGGCUGAAAAAGAAGCACAAGGAAAAGAUAUACCUGAAAAAGAAAUACCUGCUGACGAAAAAUCAAAUUAUAUCAAUUAA